Rubroshorea leprosula is the source of this 1167-nucleotide messenger RNA. NCBI's taxonomy places the organism in Eukaryota, Viridiplantae, Streptophyta, Magnoliopsida, Malvales, Dipterocarpaceae. The record is from the annotation of a GenBank genome assembly.
CGUUUGUAUUAUAUCUAUUUAUACAGACGGAUUAGCCUAUUCUGUCUGUAUAAUUCCCUGUUUCUUAAAGACAAUUUUUUCCUCUUUUAUUUUAGCCGUCUGUAUACAUUUUCCUUUCCCUCCACAUAUUCCCAAUUUUCCCUCCCCAAAUUCUGAGUUUCCCUCCCCGGUAAGCCUAAGUAUUUCUGUCCCUCUCCCAAAUUUCCAAAAUUUGGAAUUUAUUUUGCUAAAACUCAAAAACCCAUUCAGUCCUAACUACAAAAUUCAAAAGCCCGACUCUAAUCCUCCCCAAAUUCUGAGUUUCCCUCCUCGAUAGGCUUAAGUAUUUCCAUCCCUCUCCCAAAUCUCCAAAAUUUGGAAUCGAUUUUGCUAAAACUCAAAAACCCAUUCGAACCUAAUGCAAAAUUCAGAAGCUCGACUCUAAUCCAUGAACGACAGGAGGUCAGUAGGUUACCGGCGGAGAAUAGGCGGUGGCAUGCUGCUUGGCUGAGUGAAAAGGAGGCUUCUGUUGAGGAUCCGGUGGCAGAGAGGCAGUGGCACUACUGAGGGAAGAAGAAGCACAGCAAUAGUCCACGUGCCUUUUCUUCCAAAGCUGGUUAAAGAUAUGGUAGAUCACUGCAGUCUUUUUCUUUACACAAAAUGAGUCCUUUCAUAUGGAUAUGGCACCACACCACACCACACCACACCAAGACAAAGCUAUUCGAAACAGAAUCUAGAGCACCAUCUCCACCACCUAGAAAGCCAAGAGGUCCAACAUUGAUGUCCCACAUAUGGGAGUUGGAUAAAGGUGUCAAGGUUAAUGUCAUAUUUGAUGCAAAUUGCCACCCAAUUGGUAAAGAAGGCUGCACCUUAACUCGAUUCCUUGGUACUGUUGCAAGAAAAUCAGAUGUUGCACCUAUUAGCUACAUGGAAUGGAGGGAUAUGCCUCAAAUUUAUAAGGAUGACAUGUGGAAGAUUAUUGAGGUAAAAAAAAAAAAAAUUGGCUUAUACUCUUAAUAGAUUAGUAAACUUGGUGCAAAUUUGGUAUAUUACUUCCAUAUUUAAUUAGCUAUAUUAAAGAAAAACCUUUUGUUUUUAGCUAUGUUAGAUUUUACGUUUCCAAUUGACUCAAGAGCUCUAGUUCCAUUUCCUUUGUCUUCUUUGGUUUUUCUCUACAUUUUUAGUUAG